ACCGCGGGCGGGGGGCGGGUGCCUGGCGGGCCGCGAACGUAGCCAUCGCGCUUGGGCCGCCGAGAUUGAGUGCCCGGGAUGAACCUCACCUGGAAAAAGGGCUUCUACAAGCAGGACGUCAACAAGACCGCCUGGGAGCUGCCCAAGAGCUACGUGUCCCUGACGCACGUAGGCAGCGGGGCCUACGGCGCCGUGUGCUCAGCCAUCAACAAGCGGUCAGGGGAGAAGGUGGCCAUCAAGAAACUGAGCCGGCCCUUCCAGUCUGAGAUCUUUGCCAAGCGGGCCUAUCGCGAGCUGCUGCUGCUGAAGCACAUGCAGCAUGAGAACGUCAUCGGACUCCUGGAUGUCUUCACCCCAGCCUCUUCCCUGCGCAACUUUCAUGAUUUCUACCUGGUGAUGCCCUUCAUUCAGACGGACCUGCAGAAGAUCAUGGGAAUGGAGUUCGGUGAGGACAAGAUCCAGUACUUGGUGUAUCAGAUGCUCAAAGGUCUUAAGUACAUCCACUCAGCUGGGAUCAUCCACAGGGACCUGAAGCCAGGCAACCUCGCUGUGAAUGAAAACUGCGAGCUGAAGAUUUUGGAUUUUGGGUUGGCACGGCAUGCAGAUCCAGAGAUGACUGGCUAUGUGGUGACCCGCUGGUACCGGGCCCCUGAGGUGAUCCUCAGCUGGAUGCACUACAACCACACUGUGGACAUCUGGUCUGUGGGCUGUAUCAUGGCAGAGAUGCUGAUGGGGAAAACUCUGUUCAAGGGGAGAGAUUACCUGGACCAGCUGACGCAGAUCCUGAAAGUGACGGGGGUGCCGGACGCUGAGUUUGUGCAGAAGUUGAAUGACAAAGCGGCCAAAUCCUACAUCCAGUCCCUGCCACAAAUCCCCAAGAAGGAUUUCUGUCAGCUCUUCCCACAUGCCAGCCCCCAGGCUGCAGACCUGCUGGAGAAGAUGCUGGAGCUGGACGUGGACAAGCGCCUGACUGCCUCUCAGGCCCUCACCCACCCCUUCUUUGAAUCCUGCCGGGACCCUGAGGAGGAAACAGAGGCCCAGCAGCCAUUUGAUGAUUUCUUAGAACAUGAGAAACUCACAGUGGAUGAAUGGAAGCAGCACAUUUACAAGGAGAUUGUGAACUUCAGCCCCAUCGCCCGGAAGGACUCUCGGCGCCGGAGUGGCAUGAAGCUGCAGUAGUGACCCGUCUAGCCCGACCCUCGGCUGAGCCCAGGAAUGGCCACAUGGUACCACCUGCCAGGCACUGCCCCUGGGACCAAUAUUUAUUUAUUGACGUUUUAACCUGUCUUGGAUUAUAGCCUUCCAAGCAGAGGACAGAGGACCCUUGUCCUUGUGUAGGCAACAGGCCUAGUAGAUGCAGAAUUGAGAGGUGUUGGUUGGGAGAAAAUAGCUAUGAUAAUAACUGGCCAUAUUAAAGCACCCAUCCAGAGAAUCGCC
This is a messenger RNA of Kogia breviceps (pygmy sperm whale), 1437 nucleotides long. It is a transcript of the gene MAPK13, whose product is annotated as mitogen-activated protein kinase 13. Gene Ontology annotation, biological process: protein phosphorylation; intracellular signal transduction. Gene Ontology annotation, cellular component: nucleus; cytoplasm. The record is from RefSeq and is a predicted model, not a curated record. Lineage: Eukaryota; Metazoa; Chordata; Mammalia; Artiodactyla; Physeteridae. Gene Ontology annotation, molecular function: ATP binding; MAP kinase activity.